This is a messenger RNA of Baudoinia panamericana UAMH 10762, 489 nucleotides long. RefSeq lists its product as uncharacterized. Lineage: Eukaryota; Fungi; Ascomycota; Dothideomycetes; Mycosphaerellales; Teratosphaeriaceae. The record is from RefSeq and is a predicted model, not a curated record. The transcript has a single exon. The coding region runs from base 1 to 489 and encodes 162 amino acids.
AUGCCAAUAUUUACGACCUUCCCGAAGGCCUUGAAUGUCUCAGCAGAUCAGGACAGGCGCCCCAUUCAAAAGACCCAAGGGCUGCCGCCUCCGCGACAAGAUCAAGGACUGCACGACUGGAUUAGUCGCAUUCCCACGAUAGACCAAGGAGACGGCAGCCCCGAUAGCACGACACAGCUCGUCCUGGUCAACAGUGGCACUGAGAAGAUCCGCAUCUGCGCACAUCGUCCAGCUACGAACUGGGUCGUUCGAUUCAAAAAAUUCGGAUUCAGUGCCGAUGAACGGAACGAGGACGGUGGUGACAGCCCAAACAUUAGCAAGCGUUUUCAGCUACCGGGCGACUAUCAGACACGCAGUCCUCAAUUAUGGUACGACGAGGUUGCGCGGCUAGACGCUGAUUCCAACCAGACCGAAGCCGGCCACGAGUACAAAAACUGGCUUCAUGUGUGGAGCUAUCAACAGGCCGAACUCAAAGCAGGUCAUGCUUGA